UGAAUAUCCUCGUGAUUUUCUCAUAGCUUUCUGCUGAGAAGUCGGGCUUUUUUGUCUGAUAGUAAGUUUGGGGUUGAAGCUGAGCUGUAUGCUGUUGAACAAAGCUGAACUGUACUAGUGCAAGAAGUAUACAGUGUCUGUCAUAAUCCCGCUGGAGGUAGUAGCAAUUCGACUCAAAUUUCGGGCCACCGCCGCCUUACUUCUGCCCGGAAGGAAGCCGGGCGCUGGCGAGUUUCGUGCCCAAACUCAAAGAAAACCAGGAAAAAAAAACGGGCGUGGAGCGGUGGCCGCUUGUUCCCUUUUCGCCGGUCGAUGACGUGCUGCAACUGCCUAAAAGAAGCGCGGCUUUCUUGCCGUUUUUCCUCCCAUCUCUUCAAAAGCCGAAGCUCUUCGCAAAACCGGAGGGCGCCCCGCCACCCCUAAGCAAAAACCGUCGCUCUCUUUUCCCGUAGGCCGCUCCGGCGGGUAACUUAGCCUCUGCCCGCACUCCUAAUCGAAGUCGACUUGUAGCACGCGGGGAGGCACAUCUCAAAUGAAACCCCCCGCACACCCGGCCUUGGAGCAAAGGGCCAAAGGCCUGCCUCGCAUGUGGCCGCCCUUUGCCUUAUUGGCGGCCCUGGCAGCGCGAGGGCACCUUUUCUUUUUUUCUUUGCGGCUUUUUACGGCUCGCAACGUUGAAAGAAGCCAAAGAGUUGCGCAGUAUCGGGAAGCGCAAACGCAAUCGGCACUGAAGGCAGUCGCCUUCUUUUCCCGCCUGGCACUCGCCUGGCGUCCGUUAUGUCCCAUUCCGGACCGACGGUUCCCUGCGUAGGCUUGGGCGCCUCAGCAGGGUGGCCGUGUUUGUCUCAACCAGUGGUCUGCAUGUAGCAUGCUUGGGACCGCCUUGGCCCUUCCACCUAUCUCGCGAGAAGGAAAAGGCGCUUCCCUGUGGGUUCGGUCCUCCUUUCGAGCCCGCGUGCGUAUUGCCCUGGCGCCCGUGCCAACCCAAACCAGGGCGUCCCCAAACGCGGCGCACGCACGGUUUGCCGCCCGUCUUGAAAUUCCGGCAGAUAUUUCGCCCGACACCGUCCCGUCGACAGGUCCCGCACGCGGAGGGCGCCGCAGAGAAAGCGCGGCCCCGCAUCGUCUGCAUACCGGGGCGUCUUCUCCCUGAACGCCGUACAGGUUCGGCAAUUAAUGUGGAUGCACGCCCAGGUGCGAGUCUUGCUUGGAUUAUCGUGCACACGCGAUUGCAGCGAACCUGAGAGAGAGACCCUUAUUUCCUUGAGUGCAGGCGCACCCCUUGCUGGGCAACAGGCAUAGAAAAAUCAUGCAAGAUGGCGUAGGCAAUCCGCCGCGGAGACGCAGUGUUGCCUUCGUGGUCGCAUAUGUUACCCUCUGCCUUGGUGCUUUGGCUGUUGCAUGGCUUUUCGUCGCCGACGGAAGUAUUUUGCCGACCGCCGAUUCUGAUGGCGUUGCGCAUUCUUCGCAGACUUUGGAACAGUAUCUCCUUACACGGAUCUCGGAAAAUAGUCGCUCCUCCACCGCCGUUGUGAGCGUGUCGGACACCGACCCAAGAAACGCGAGUAGUGCAAAGACAGAGCUCGCAGGUGAAGGGGCUUCUCCCGAGAAGACGAAUGCCGAAACGCCAACUCGCGGCCCGACAUUACAAGCGGGAAUCCCGUCGCAGGAGCUUGGAUCCGCGGUCGAAGCCGUUCAUGCGCCAAAAGGAGACCCUCCGCCGCCACAGUCACUGGCCUCGAAUGCGCAGUCUGCGACGUCUGCUCUUUCGGGGGAGAUCGCGCGGAGGAAGAAAAGGCGGCAAGAAGUUCACAGCCUACUAUACAUGGAACACGAGCGCGCGUCGUAUUCAGAAGAAGUGCGGAAUAACUACGCGCUGUCGUACAGCGCGAAGUACCACCACCACGAGCAUUCGAUCAAGGUACUGAACUUUCCCGAGGCUAUACACCUAAGCCCCUGCUGUUGUUGAUGGAUGCAGCCAAAAGAAGCUUUGAGCUCGUUCAUUGUGUACUUCGGUAAGCACAUUUCUAUACCCAACGGACAGAGGGCCCAUCGAAAAGAAAAAUCCCAAGUAGUUCAUAUUUUGCGGCAUGAUGUCAUUAAUCACCAGGUAUAUGGAAAAAUAGAAAUCCACACCUCCACCUUCUGCAUAUCGCUCAACGCAGAUUGCAGACGAAUCGAAUGCUAUCGAUGCUUGGCUCUGUGCAGCAAAGUCGGCCGUGAGACGCACAGGUCAUCGAUUUCAUUGCGAACGAAGUUCAAAAGACCACACACCCGCCGAUGCGAUUUCAUCACCAAUAACGAGCAGUCCUGUGGUACACAAGGAAAACCCUAGGGUGUGUCCUUUCUUAACAGCGAGUAAUCUUCAGGCUUCUUGGGCAACCCCUUCAAGCGGACUGUUGCGCCAUCUUUACGGCACGGAGGACCCUUCGCCGAGUCUCGAAGGCCUUCUGGCAGUUGAAUAUAUGAAACCAAACAUCGCUGUCAUUAUCAUGCUGAUUUCUCGACUCUCUUUUUUUCUGGCUAGAUCUUCCGGAAUAUAGCGUUUAUGUAUUAGACAGUAUGAUGAGGAAUUAGGGUUUAGGGUGCUAAGGACAGCACUAUCAGGGCCGUACACAUGCCAUGAGGAUAUUGAAUUUUGGUUUCAUACACAUCGAGGAGAGUGAGCAAUGUCCGAAAGACGAAAGGCAGGCCAAUCUUGGGAGCUGCGCGGUGGUUGGAAACAGCAACAACGUGGAAUUCACAGGCCUCGGAGCUGAGAUUGACGCUCACGAAACUGUGUUUCGUUUCUCCUGCGCACCGACAGUAUUUGCGUUUUCUCCGUACUUAGAAGAAGUGGCCGUCGUUCUUUUUGCUAGAGCCGAUACAGAUGUCGUUUUUACUUUCAUUUUGGGGAUACAAAAAUGAUCGUUUACAAAAGAGAGGUAGAAGAUUAAAGUUGAACUUCAUUCAGAUUCACAUCAGAAGAAUAGAAGUUUACAGUAAUGAAGAGUCAGUACACCCUUGUUGUGAUGUCUGGCUAAAAAUAUUCAUGGCAGCGCGGUUUUGAGGCAGAUGUAGGGAGCAAGACGACCUUUCGGUUUGUCUAUCCCGAAGCGAUGGGAGGCAAUAGCGACUUGUCGCGUAUCUGUGGCAGCGUAAUACCCGAAGAAGACCUCCAACAAACAACUGCGCUUGUUUUCCUUUACAAGGAGCCAGACAUCAAUUGGUGGCUGCUGCACCUCAGACGCCCGAAAAAAUUCCUCAUUCGCACUCCGCAACCCUGUUGCGCUUACUCAAACGUUUAUGGCUGACCAAAACAGAUUGAUUUUGAUUCGAUGACUUCCUUGAUCCAUUUUAUUGUCUAUCGACAAAUUUGAAAGAUGUUUUGCGGUGUAAAAUAGCGUGGCCUACUUCGACUUUGGGGUUCUACGCUAGUAGAUUAGCGAUGCUACUUUCAACCUUUCUGUGAGCAUGGCUCCUCUGGCUGUUAUUUGUUUCAUUGAUAACCGCACCCAACAAAGUGGAAGAGCCGAUUCAAAGCGGUUCGCAUUCUGAGUCCACGCUGGAUAGAAGACGCAGUGGCGUUGGAUCCUGAGCUUGCACUGGAACGAGGUACAAAUCCAAAGCAGGGUCUUAUUGGAAUCCAGCUGGCGCUGCAGCGCUGCACGUCUGUCAGCGUCUACGGCUUUGGGAUCCAGGACAAGGAGGGAAACAAAAUUUCCCACGCGCAUUACUACGACUUGACUUGAGCCGCGAAGCUGCGUAAGCAUCAUGAGACCACUUGGACAAGAAUUUAAUAUAAACUGGAGUAAUGCGGUAGUAAAAAGCUGAUACACCAUCUCUAUAUUUUUUGUGGGAACCAUUGCAAAUUGAGAAAGCAUCGAUUGAUUAUGAACAAGAAUGUUGGCGCUGCGCUGCCAGGAAGAAAGAUGCCACCUGGAAUUACUACGAGGUCUAAAAGAAGGGAACGGCCUGUGUGACAAGUGGAUGAGGGAAAAAGCGGCACGAGAGAAAAGGUGACAAGUCAGGAGGGGGACCGCAGACGGCAAUAAGUUCAAGCAAAAUUUCACCCACGGGACCUUCUCCGAAACGACAAUAUCGUUAGACUUCGUGGCAGUGAC
Molecule: messenger RNA, 4103 nt
Organism: Amoebophrya sp. A25
Lineage: Eukaryota; Dinophyceae; Syndiniales; Amoebophryaceae
Source: the annotation of a GenBank genome assembly